AGCAGGUCAUCUCCAAAUACGCCCUGAAGCAGGACGACACGGAGGAGGAGGAGAGGAGUAAACGGAUAGAGAGAGACAGGCAGAAGAAAGAGUCAUUGGCGCAGGAGGCCACCACACCCGAUGACAAUCCCUUGACGAAGGGAGAGGAUGAUUGUGAGGAACAAGCUGAGGAAGAGGAUGAUGAAGACGAUGAGUCGUCUGAUCCAGACAUCGAGGAGGAGAUCCAGGCCAGCAAAGCACAAGCAGGGCCAGGAGGAGGAGGACAACGAGGUAGAGGCAGCAAUCGAGAGUGAAACCGAGGUGGAUGGGGGGAGUGACGGAGACCAGGAUGGAGGAGAGAAAGAAGAGAACGCUGAGGAGGACACAGACUCUGUGACGAGAGGAAUCAGCCCCGUCUCCCGGGGCGACACUUCGCGGAUCUCCUCCUUAGUCGACCAAUCCCCCACAGACAGCCCCAGCCAAUCGGAGGCGAUGGAGGCCGACAAGGGGAACGAAUCAUCCGAUACCAACUUCAGAAAGGAAGACGUUGUUUCCUCCAAUCACAUUUCGGCUGUCUCUGUAAGCACUAGUGUGGAAACUAAGGACUCCUCAGCCUCCCCCAUGGCUGCGAAUCAGGUCUCUUUGCCUCCGUCACCAGUGCUGAUUUCGACCAAUGAGGACUCCUGCACGGUCAUCACUGAGACGAGGUCAGCAAAUUGCAGCCCCAGGCCACCCAGUCCCAAAGACACCUCCAGGGGCAGGAAGAGAAGGAGGAAAGAAGAGGUGGAAUCCAGGAAGUUUCACAACGGGGAUCUAAGGCACCACAAUGGGAGUCAGAGUGACAUCCCUCUGGACAUGGUCGUGGUGACCAGUAGCCUCCUGCAGGCAGACUCCACCAGGGCAGACACUCCCACCCAGGAGAUGGUCACCAGCUCCCAGUCCACCCCGCCACCGAAGAAAAACAAGGUCAACGUGGCCACCCAGUGUGACCCGGACGAAGUGAUUGUCCUAUCGGACUCGGAAUAACCUCUGCCCCCACCGUUCUGGGUGUUCACGCUUCCCAUUACUAGUCUGAAACCAGGUCUGUUUAUGCUGCACAAACAGAUCUGAGACCAGGCUAUCCCACUUGACUUCCAAACUAGUGCCUGCUAAUGUGAACUCUUGAAAAUGUACGCAUUUUCAGACGGGAGAGGGCAAACCUUUCACUACAGAUUUAAACUGGCGACGGACGUGGUAGUUUACCGCCAAUGUUUACAUUCAUAUUUAUAUGCCAAUUUUAUUUCCCAGUGUCUGGAUUGAGCAGGGAGGGAGCAGCAUCACGUCAGGUUAUUUUUUUAAUUUUAGCUGUAAAAAUGAGUUCAAUUAGAUAUUAUUUGACCAGUUUUUUUAUUUUUUUUGUCUGUUAUUUUAGAUGGGUGAAUGAAUGGGGUUAGUAUGCUAGAAUGCUGGCAAUAGAAGAUGAACGAGUUGAACACAGGAGUACUGUAACUUAGAUUUAUACAAGGCCAAUACAGGAUCUACAUCAACUUUGUCAGUGCGAUCAUGGAUCAUUUGUUGUACGUUUGGUGUUGCUGUGUCCACAUAGUGACACCUAGUGGCCUGAACGCCGCUAUUUCACCCAAGUAAUAUGCAAUCGCAACAUGUUGUCAGACUGGCCGUCAGUUUAAUUGUGUUCAAGAUGCCAAACGAAUACAAUUAAGCAGAUGCGUUGACCUAAAUGACCAGGUACAGCUUUGCAUUAACGUGAACUGUAGAGCGGUGUCCUACUUAAAGCAGACAUAACCCCCACAUUGACUUUGCAGAAAUAGUUGUGUUCAGGGUGAUGGACUACACCUCUAACAAUGCCCAUCUCAGCAUGUAGUAAGGUGGUGUUUGGGUUGGUUUGCAUCAAAGGAACGUUCAGAAUCCCUCUUGCUUGAGACUGCAAACAGUGGUAAUGAUUAAUCAAACUCAAUAUUUUUCAAAUCUCCCUAAGAGGCUUUGGUUGGAUUCCCUUGUUUUUACCAAUUCAAUAAGAUUACGGGGGAAGACCGCUUAAUUGUUAUCCAUUUUUCCUUUUAGUACACUGAGAAGCAAAGGGCACAUUUCCUUUUAAAUAAACUUUGAUAACGCUCACCAGGUGCUUUGUGGGUAAAGGCAUAAGGUAAAGUAAAACAUGAAUUGUACAUUUGGAAAACAAGAGUGACAUGCUAAUACAGAUUACAGAAAAUA
Molecule: messenger RNA, 2190 nt
Organism: Oncorhynchus masou masou (cherry salmon)
Lineage: Eukaryota; Metazoa; Chordata; Actinopteri; Salmoniformes; Salmonidae
Product: death domain-associated protein 6-like
Exons: 5
Coding region: 148-1005 (285 amino acids)
Source: RefSeq, a predicted model, not a curated record